Paramisgurnus dabryanus is the source of this 1704-nucleotide messenger RNA. The record is from RefSeq and is a predicted model, not a curated record. NCBI's taxonomy places the organism in Eukaryota, Metazoa, Chordata, Actinopteri, Cypriniformes, Cobitidae.
CGUACAGUAGUUGUCUUCUAUCUUUUAUCAGAAAUGGCUUCUUUGAGCAGUUUCCUGCGUGCAGAUCAUUUGGUUUGUUCAAUCUGUCAGGAUGUCUUCAACAACCCAGCAACGAUCCCGUGCGGACACAACUUUUGCAUUACCUGCAUCACUGAGCAUUGGAACAGCAGCAUAGGAAGUCCUUGUCCCCUAUGUAAAAAAGACUUUUAUUUGAAACCAGACCAGAUCGCUAUCAAUAGAGAGUUCAGAGACAUCAUUGAUCAACUGAAGCAGGGGGAAAGUCCUAUUCAACCUGGAAAAACUCCAUGUGACGCCUGUGUAAAGAUAAAGCGAUGCGCUGUAAAGUCUUGUGUGGAUUGCGGAGUAACUUUUUGCAAGAUGCAUCUAGAGCCUCAUAACACUGUAGAAAGACUCAAGAAACACAAACUGAUCGAACCUCAUUUGAUUUUGAAGGAUUAUAUAUGCCAGAAUCACGACAGACCGCUGGAGCUGUUCUGUAGAGAUGAUCAGACGCGUUUGUGCCUUUUCUGCAUUAAGGAAGACCACAAAACUCACAACAUUGUUACUUUAGAGGAAGAGAGUGCAGAAAGGAAGACUCAGGUUGGAAAGAGCCAGGCAGAGGUUCAAGAGAUGAUUCAGGACAGAAUCAAGAGAAGUGAAGAGAUCAAUAAACCGGUACAGCUCAGCAGGCAAAAAAUAAACAAAGAGAAAGCAGACUGCGUUGAGCUCUUCACUCUUCUGAUGCACUCCAUUGAGACAUGUCAGUCUGAGCUGCUUAAUCUAAUGGAGGAGAAGCAGAAAGCAGCAGAGACUCAGGCUGAAGAUCUCUUUAAAGAGCUGGAGGAGGAAAUCGCUAAACUAAAGUUGAGAGAGAAUGAGCUGGAGAAGCUCUCACAUACUGAAGAUCACAUCCACCUCCUACAGAGUUACCCAUCCCUGUGCAGCCCUUUAAACAGUAGGGACUGGUCUGAGAUCAGUAUUACCACUCCUUGUUUGAGCGUGGAUACCGUGAGGAAAGCGCUGACAAAGCAUCAGGAAUCGCUAAGUUUGUCUGUGACGAAAGUUACAGGAAUUGAUCUUAAGAAGAUACAGUCGUAUGCAGUGGACGUGACUCUGGAUCCUGAUACAGCUCAUGCAUGUCUCGUGCUAUCUGAAGAUAGGAAAGAAGUGAGAAUGCAAGUCAGUGAAAAUAUUAAGCAUGACCUUCCAAACAACCCAGAAAGGUUUGACUUAUGCCCCAGUGUUUUAGGAAAAGAGGGAUUCAGCUCAGGAAGGAUUUACUUUGAGGUUCAGGUAAACGGUAAAACAGACUGGGAUUUAGGAGUAGCCACCGAAUCUAUUAAGAGGAAAGGAAACAUAAUUCUGAGUCCUAAGAAUGGAUACUGGACUGUGGGUCUGUGGAGAGGAAAUGAUUAUCAGGCAAGUGCAUCUCCCUCUGUUCCUCUCUCUCCGAAAAUAAAACCGCAGACGGUGGGUGUGUUUGUGGAUUAUGAGGAGGGUCUGGUCUCAUUUUAUGAUGUAGAGUCCAGGUCUCAUAUUUAUUCUUAUACUGGUCAGUGUUUCACUGAGAAACUCUAUCCAUAUUUCUAUCCUGGUAAAAACAAAGAAGAUAAAAUGCCAUUAAUAAUAUCAACUGUCAGUCAAAGUGAAUAAAGCCAUAACAUGUUAACUAGAAGUAUAUUAGUUUUUCUUGUACAGAUUCCA